Molecule: messenger RNA, 5249 nt
Organism: Salvelinus fontinalis (brook trout)
Lineage: Eukaryota; Metazoa; Chordata; Actinopteri; Salmoniformes; Salmonidae
Gene: snx5
Product: sorting nexin 5
Exons: 13
Coding region: 113-1312 (399 amino acids)
Biological process (GO): pinocytosis
Cellular component (GO): endosome
Molecular function (GO): dynactin binding; phosphatidylinositol binding
Source: RefSeq, a predicted model, not a curated record
CUGUUAUGGGACAGUUGGAGCGAAACGGGGUGUGUUUUCAGAAGCUAGCUAAUAUAGAUUUGCAGCGCACGAUCUGUACGGGUUUUUAUUGUAUUUAAAAAUAAUAAUAAUAAUGACAUCUACCAUUGAUGAUAGCGAAAAAGAAAAGGCCCACUCUGUGUCUGUGGACCUAAACAACGACGCUUCUCUACUCAUCGAUAUUCCCGAUGCACUCUGUGAACGAGACAAAGUCAAGUUCACUGUCCACACCAAGACCACCUUGAGCUCCUUCCAGAAGCCAGACUUCUCUGUUCCUAGGCAACAUGAGGACUUUAUCUGGCUCCAUGACACGCUGGUUGAAACUGAAGACUAUGCGGGGCUCAUUAUCCCUCCAGCCCCCCCGAAGCCAGACUUUGAGAGCCCCAGGGAGAAGAUGCAUAAACUGGGAGAGGGCGAAGCCACCAUGACCAAGGAGGAAUACACCAAGAUGAAGCAGGAGUUAGAGGCUGAGUACCUGGCUGUAUUCAAGAAGACUGUUCAAGUCCACGAAGUAUUCCUGCAGCGUCUAUCUUCUCACCCCAUCCUGAGCAAGGACAGAAACUUCCAGAUAUUCCUGGAGUAUGACCAGGAUCUGAGCGUACGGAGGAAAAGUGCCAAGGAGACGUUUGGGAGUUUCUUUAAGAACAUGGUGAAGAGUGCUGACGAAGUCAUCAUCUCAGGAAUAAAGGAAGUCGAUGAUUUCUUUGAGCAGGAGAAGACCUUCCUGCUUGAUUAUUCGUCCAAGAUCAAAGACUCCACUGCCAGGGCAGAGAAGAUGACCCGCUCCCACAAAAAUGUUGCUGACGAUUACAUCCACAUCUCUUCUACUUUGAACAGUCUCUCUGUCGAUGAUAACACAGCACUUAAAAAGCACUUUGAGAAGUUAGCGGACCUGUUUGAGAAACUCCGGAAAGUGGAGGGUAGAGUGGCGUCGGACCAGGAGCUGAAGCUCACAGAGCUACUCCGGUACUACAUGAGGGACAUCCAGGCAGCCAAGGACCUUUUGUACAGGCGGGCCAGGGCCCUGGCAGACUAUGAGAACAGUAACAAGGCUCUGGACAAGGCCCGGCUGAAGAGUAAAGGCGUUCCUCCAGCCGAGGAGCACCAACAACAGUGUCUGCAGAAGUUUAACACGCUUUCUGAGUCGGGAAAAAGAGAGCUGACCAGUUUUAAGGGCAGGAGAGUGGUGGCUUUCCGGAAGAAUCUAAUAGAGAUGGCUGAACUGGAGAUUAAGCAUGCUAAGAACAACAUGUCUCUGCUGCAGGGCUGCAUUGAGCUGUUCAAGAGCAGCUGAGCCGCUGGUCUCUUACCAACCCUCCCAGAACACUGACCAGCCGGGCUUGGCGUCAGUCCCUUUCUGCUCUCUUGUCAACUCCUUAUGGAAUCGUCGUGCAGAACCGUGACCGGAGUAGGAAAAUCACAAACGGAUCUGGGACCAGGAUAUUGACCAGCAGGCUUUGAGAAGGGAAUCUGGAUUCCUCUAUUCUCCACAUGUGUCAAACUCAUUCCACAAUGGAUUUUCGCUCCACCCUUGUACUUGAUUGAUGAAUUAAGGUCACUAAUUAGUAAAGAACUCCCCUCACCUGGAUGUCUAGGUCUUAAUUGAAAGAAAAAAACAAAAACCCACAGACACUGGGCCCUCAGUGGAAUGAGUUUGACACCCCUCUACUCCUGGGGGAACCUGGAUAUCCAGGGCACACGUUUGAAUGAGUUUGACACCCCUCUACUCCCGGGGGAACCUGGAUAUCCAGGGCACACGUUUGAAAAACUUCCCUUUUGCAACGGAAAACAAAAAUAAACAUUUCUUAUUGGACAAGAUUAGAUAGUCCCUCCCCAUUUCACUAAUUUGCGGGGUGUUUCGUGCCUUGAACCCGAUUCUGGAUAGCCCCUUCCUCCACCCCAAAAAUGCCACUUCAGAAACCUGCAUAUGUCUGUUUGACUGUCUCUGUGUCUGUCUGGAUGUUUAGUCUCUGUCCACCUGCCCCUCCGUGUCUCCUUCUACCCCCUCCGUGUCCCAUGGAACACUCCCCUUUAGUGAUGACAACAUUCCAGAACAGGGAGAAUCCUGCAGCAUCUUCUGACCUUCCUCCUCCAUCUGUUUUUCAAUCAUGGAUUAUCUGAAUCUUGGGUUAUCUGAAUUAUUUGUAUUGUGGAUGGAUUACUCUUGUUCUUGUAUUGGAUUCUCUAUUUGUAACAAUUAUGGACUUUUUGCCGGAUUGUGAUAAUGUUUAUAAUUCUUUUGGAUGCUUUUCAAGGCAUGCACCCACUAACCCCGUUACGCCCUUCACUUGUACAUAUAAAGAAAGCCAGAAUUGAGGUUGAAUUUGGUCCUAGUAUAACAGUUAAACUAGGCAGAGUGGAGUAAUCUGGUGUUUUUAAUGGUGCAGGCAUAGCUAGCAAUAAUGGAAUAGUGAGGUUUUCUCAUUGCAACGCCACUUUUAAACCACUCUCUCUAAUACUAGUCUGAAGAGUGACUGCUGAGCUCAGCUGCUGCCUCUCUGGUUUGUAAUGGAACCCUUUACAGGGUCCUAUUAGGCCACGCUGUAACAAAAAUGUUUUUCAAUGGAAAACUUAAACAAUCGUUUCUUAUUGGACAAGUUCAGAUAGUCCCUCCUUGUUUUUCUUCCCAUUUGGUACCUUAGUGAAUAGGACCCAGAUGGGAGCAACUGUUUACAAAGAGGAUGGAAAAGGGGGGAAAUACAAAUUUAGUGCCUAAAUAAAUGUUCUUGUGACUUCGUCAUGAUUGUCCACCCUUCUGCCAAAGUCUUCACUUUCACACUCCCGUCAUGGAUUUAAAAGCAUUAGGUUGAUGUAAGCAUUGGUUGAAGGGAGUUUCCACCAUUUGUUAAAUGCAUGACGGUGUAGUCUGGAAAUGCUCACUUUGGGAGAAGGGUGGAGAAUUGGGACUUGGCCUAAUACUCUCUCUCCAUUACCAUACUCUGAGAUUAGGCUGGGUUGAACUCGCUCAAACCGCCAAGUGAAGAGACAUGCUCUUUUUCAUGAUUUAAGAAGUGUGUGGUAGUUUGUCCAACAGUGUGGUACCACACAGAAAUGCUUUGGCUGUACCUCAGGAAUGGCAACAUGGCUCUUUCCGCAUAUUCGUCUACAUUACUGCCAGUAAUAACUGGAGCCAAAUAAUGUUUUUGAUUUGAGACAUACAUAUAUUUUUGACAAGUUUACUUCCACAUAAUAUGGACCAGUUGAUUUUAGUUUUUACUACAGACCGUGUCAGUGUCAGCACUGAUAGUUGUCAAAGUUUACUGCCGUACACAUGAUACUUAAGUGGUCCGUGUGCCCGGUCUAGACUAAGGAGUGACUAGUGAGUGCCAGGCAGCUAUGGUUUCUGUGCUAAGUGAGUCAAUAUUCAGUGGACUAGGCUGAGACCUUUGACACUGUCGGUGAAGUCCACCCAUAGUAGAGGACUGAAUGCAGUUGGUUCUAGUUAACAUUUUAAGCAAUAGACUUACAUGGCCAUUGGAGAGUAACUCUGGUCCCAGCACUUAUUCAGAGGAGUGUGACUGAUGUGUGUGUGUGUGUGUGUGUACUUCAGCGUCAGCUUGUAGCUGUUGUCUAUGUCCCAAUUCUUUCACAUGCUUCCCUAAGUGUGCACUUGUUCACUUCCCUUCAUGGAUUUUAAAGGGACUGACUAGCGUAAGGAAAAUGGAGGAGACUCCUAUGCUUACACCAAUGAUCCAAUGCUUUCAAUUGUUUGUACAGGAUGAAUGUGCACUACCUAGAUAAGUAGGAUGUUCCUGUGCACUUCAUUGAUAUCCUGCUGUGUUUACUAGUGUGGCUUCCUGUGCACUUCAUUGAUAUCCUGCUGUGUUUACUAGUGUGGCUUCCUGUGCACUUCAUUGAUAUCCUGCUGUGUUUACUAGUGUGGCUUCCUGUGCACUUCAUUGAUAUCCUGCUGUGUUUACUAGUGUGGCUUCCUGUGCACUUCAUUGAUAUCCUGCUGUGUUUACUAGUGUGGCUUCCUGUGCACUUCAUUGAUAUCCUGCUGUGUUUACUAGUGUGGCUUCCUGUGCACUUCAUUGAUAUCCUGCUGUGUUUACUAGUGUGGCUUCCUGUGCACUUCAUUGAUAUCCUGCUGUGUUUACUAGUGUGGCUUCCUGUGCACUUCAUUGAUAUCCUGCUGUGUUUACUAGUGUGGCUUCCUGUGCACUUCAUUGAUAUCCUGCUGUGUUUACUAGUGUGGCUUCCUGUGCACUUCAUUGAUAUCCUGCUGUGUUUACUAGUGUGGCUUCCUGUGCACUUGCUCUUAUGGAGAUGUACUGAGCAACACUAACCUAUCCUCCCAUCCAAUCAUCUUGCUUAGUACUGCUGGUGCCGGAUUGGUUUGAAGAAUUGCAUUUUAGGGUUCUUAUUUCUCCAAUUGCUUUUUGUUACUGACGGAACCUUUUUUUAUAUUGUUACACUAGCCUGGGUGCCGGUCUGUUAGCCUGGGUGCCGGUCUGUUAGCCUGGGUGCCGGUCUGUUAGCCUGGGUGCCGGUCUGUUAGCCUGGGUGCCGGUCUGUUAGCCUGGGUGCCUUGUCUGUUAGCCUGGGUGCCGGUCUGUUUCUGCUGUCUUACCUACUCCUUAUGGAUUUGUCAUGCCAUCUUUGACUUGGCAAUGGAGUUGGUAAACAGAUCAGGGACCAGGCUGUAGGAGACCACAGAUCAGGGACCAGGCUGUAGGAGACCACAGAUCAGGGACCAGGCUGUAGGAGACCACAGAUCAGGGACCAGGCUGUAGGAGACCACAGAUCAGGGACCAGGCUGUAGGAGACCACAGAUCAGGGACCAGGCUGUAGGAGACCACAGAUCAGGGACCAGGCUGUAGGAGACCACAGAUCAGGGACCAGGCUGUAGGAGACCACAGAUCAGGGACCAGGCUGUAGGAGACCACAGAUCAGGGACCAGGCUGUAGGAGACCACAGAUCUGGGACCAGGCAUAAAUGUAUUCAUCUGUAAAAGAAAAGGGUUCAUAUUGAAACAAAAAUGAUUGAAUUCUUUGAAUUGCUUUGGAAAAUGAGCGAUUUUUAUUUUGUACAUUUUAUCUAUGGUGGUAAAUACUAAACAAUCAUUUCCAUGCCCAGAGAGGGCUGUCUUAUAAAGUGGUGUUUUGAUAAUUGAAUGGAUUUCUAAAUCAUUCCAACUGUGAAUUACUUAGUUUUUUUUCUUACCGAGCAUCACUUUUUUUUUAAACGUUUGCAAUAAUUACAUUAAAUAAGUCCUACUUUCCAAAAUC